CUGUUCUCCUGAAGCGAGUGAGCAAGUGAUCGAGUGAUCGAGUGAUCGGGGAUUCCAGGACAAGGGAGGGAGCCCCGCGUCUGCUGCAGAUUGAUGGCUGUGUCCUUGGAACGGAACAGAGCGCCUCCAGGAAGCUCCCAGCAGGCAACAUGGGGGAGACGGACACCAGAGAGCUGCAAGGACCCCUCCAGGAGCUGCUGGCAGCUGGUCCAGCCCCAACCUCUUCCCCUUCCUUUCUCACCUUUUAAUGAUCUUUGCAGACCCUGGGGAUCCUCAAGGGUUUUUUGCCCCCUACUCGGCAGAAAAGCACUUCCUGGGGGUCUCAUCCAGGGAUCCCCUUUGUGCUUAGAGGCUUCCAGGAAAGACUUGUGCCAUGAUACCACGUGCUCAGAAGCCCCAUCUUCCAGGGCUCCAGCCCCCGAUGUAGCUGCCUUCCCGUGCCACUGACUCCUGAGUCCACGGACACAGCCCCGGCCCCAAUGGGCUCCCUUCAGCACAACUGUUGCCAGCUGCCUAAAAUGGGAGACACCUGGGCCCGGCUGCCCUGGCCCGGGCCACCCCACCCAGCCAUGCUGCUGGUUUCCCUCCUCCUGGCCACUGGGGUGAUGCACUCGGAUGCCGGCACCAGCUGCCCGGUCCUUUGCACGUGCCGAAACCAGGUGGUGGAUUGCAGUAGCCAGCGGCUGUUCUCGGUGCCCCCAGACCUGCCAAUGGACACCCGCAACCUCAGCCUGGCCCACAACCGCAUCGCCACCGUGCCCCCCGGCUAUCUCACGUGCUACAUGGAGCUGCGGGUGCUGGAUUUGCGCAACAACUCCCUGGUGGAGCUGCCCUCGGGCCUCUUCCUCCACGCCAAGCGCUUGGCACAUCUGGAUCUGAGCUACAACAACCUCAGCCACGUGCCGGCGGACAUGUUCCAGGAGGCCCACGGGCUGGUGCACAUCGACCUGAGCCACAACCCGUGGCUGCACAGGGUGCACCCCCAGGCCUUCCAGGGCCUGGCGCAGCUCCGGGACCUGGACCUCAGCUACGGGGGCCUGGCCUUCCUCAGCCUCGAGGCGCUCGAGGGCCUGCCGGGGCUGGUGACCCUGCAGAUCGGCGGCAACCCCUGGGUGUGCGGCUGCACCAUGGAGCCCCUCCUGAAGUGGCUGCAGAACCGGAUCCAGCGCUGCACAGCGGAUUCUCAGCUGGCUGAGUGCCGGGGCCCCCCUGAAGUCGAGGGUGCCCCACUUUUCUCCCUCACAGAGGAGAGCUUCAAGGCCUGCCACCUGACAUUGACCUUGGACGAUUACCUCUUCAUCGCGUUCGUGGGCUUCGUGGUCUCCAUCGCAUCUGUGGCCACCAACUUCCUCCUGGGCAUCACAGCCAACUGCUGCCACCGCUGGAGCAAGGCCAGCGAAGAGGAAGAGAUUUGACGUGGGUGCCUCCCGUCCCUCUGUGCCACCCACUGCUGCUGCUGACCACCUUUCCUCUUUGCCCAUUCUGGGUCCAUGACCCCUGGCCUCCACUGUCACUGCUCCAGCAAGUUUGGGAAACGAAUUUCGUAUAAGCCUCCGCUUUGGCCCAGGCACUGUGCUGGGAUCUAGGAAUAGAAGAUGAAUCUGACUCAGUCCCUACCCUCAAGGCACUCAUCUCUACUAGGAAAGAGGGAUUCAAAAACUAUUCCCAUUCAGACCAUCUGUCAGUUCUCUGAGCACAUAUUUAUGGAAGCUCAAAGGAGGAGAUCACUGAUUGCACCUAACAAAGUCAAGAGAAUUAACAAGAGUGGCAGGGAUUUGUGAGCUGGGUUAUGAAGAAUGAGUAGGAACUUGUCAAGUAACCAAGAAGAGCAGGCAUAAGCAAAUGACAGAGGCCCAAAACAUGCAUGGUGGGUUGAGAACCAUGAAAAAUCCCUAUGACUUAUGGGAGAACAGCACAGAAGAACUGAAACUUUCCCUGUGACACCCAAUCUGUCAGCUCUCGGCACUGCCAACCACUGCCUCCAGAGACUGAGAAGGCCUCCAUGCCAGCCUUGAGGCCUCCUCCUACCAGCUGCUCCCAGGUGAGGCCACCUCCUAGUCCCUCACUCCACAUCGCCAACUGCAGCUGCUGGUGAGGUUCCAGGCAGUAAGAUGAUGGUGGACACCCUGCAGUGCCCUUUCUCCUACCCCAGUCUCCUGCCUCUCACUCAUGUCUUCGCUUUGGAAAAGGAAGGCAGGAGAUCCAGCAACUGGGUCAGCAAGAGUCCUGGCACCCUGGACCUCCAGCCAUGUGAACUGUUCUUGCCCUAUGCUCAUGGCACAGGAUCUCACCAGGAAAGUGCACUGUAGGCCACGGACCCACAGCAUGAGAAUACCCAGGGCUGGAGGAGUAGAAAGCCAAUGCAGCCACAGCUGUAGGAGGGCCUGCUCUUUCUUUGAAGCAACUCACCCAUUCGAGCAUAAGGGUGAGAAAGUUGUUAAUUACCAAGACUUGCCAGCACCAGGCACUGUGAUGGCUCUCUUCUCAGACAAUGCCCUUUGAUGCUCAUGGCCAUCUUUUGGGGUGAACUUUGCUGUUCCCAUUUGAGAGAUGAGGAAAUUAAGGCUCAGAGAGCUUAAAGUCACUUGCAACGUAAUGAGCAAAGUAAAGGCUGUGACUCUUCCCACUACCCCAUCCAGGUUUGUGAACAUCGCAGUUCCCACCAAAGUUAUAUAAAUUCAAAUUAAAGUAGCGCUGAUAAGCCUUCUCAUAAGGGCCUGGCACUGCACUGGGCACUUUGACAUAUUGACUCAUGUCUUUCAACUCUCACAGCAACAUGGCCUGGUGGUUUUUAUUAUUCCCAUUUUGCAGAUGAGUGAACUGUGGCUCAGAGAGCUGAGACUUACCCACGGUUAUCUGGAUAAACCCUAGAAGGAAGGUAACUGCUUCUCCAUUCAAGGAAACCGUGUGCAAUCAGUCAAAAAUUAAGUAACUUUGUAUGCAAAGCACAGAUAUCAUUGUCAUCAUCAUUGCCGUCAUCUCCAUCUUCAUCAUCACCUCCAUCAGCUUCAUCAUUAUCUUUUCUGUACGUGACAGCACAGGUCAGUUCAGGAAUGAAGUGCUUUCACAUCCUUCUCAUUGACUUUUCACAGCACUGUGCCAGAGGCAACCCAAACCUCAUCCUGUCUUACAAAUGGGAAAAUAGAGGUUCAAGAGAGGGCAUGACUUGCCUAAGUGGCAGGAUUGGAACUCUUCACUCCAAUUUUGUUCUCUUUCCAGUGCAUUCCCAGGUGCUUGGGAAAGAGAAUGCCUUGAAGGCUGGGUUGAGGGACCCUGAGUUCCAGCAGCCAUGAGCGUGCUGGUACAUCAGCUAAACGAAGGGCAGUAGAGCCCAGCAGCUAUACACAUUUGGAUAUGCUCACCGUAGGGCACAUCACAGCCUCUGAAACAUAAGAGGCAGCACAGGAGACACCUCUCUGGCCGUACAUAAAUAAAGCAUUAGAACUGGUGGCCAGAAUGACAGUCAUGUAAAAAAUAAGAUCUUUGGGAAAUAGGAGAGGAAGCUGUGUUAACCAACCCUGCUGUGUUGUGCCACAAGAGAUACCUAGGGUAGAGAGAAAGCUGUGGGAUGAAAAGCUCUGCAGGAUAAGUGAAGAGAGAACUGGGAGAACCAAGAAGGUGGAGACUAUUAAUGAUGCUGGAUGGGGAGGCUGGUAUAUUUGACUAGAUUUCAGGGCACAGUCUAACAUGUUGGCAGGGCGGGCUGGGAUCAGAAUUAAAGCAGGAGCUUUCUACCUUGCCCCCCACUCCCCAGCUCCAACAAGCAUCCAUCACCUCGUCCUCCUGGCAAGCCCUGAAAUGUAAGGCAGAGGAUAAUGCAUCACCUUCCAAGAAGUCUUCCCUCCCUGGUGCUUUCCUGAGCUCGUCAAUUAAAGGAGUCCCCAAAGACUCUGCUAGACCUGGAGGACUUGAACCCUGUGUCCCCUGAAUCUCUGAUUACAACAUCUGGGCCAGAGCCUUGCUCCUGUGACAUUUGGAGCAGAACUGCACACUGAUCUCUUGUAAUGUGGUCAAGGAGUGGCACACUCCAGCUGCUCUCUACCAACCUGAUAGCCUAAAGUAUUUGAGAAGGAGCUGUUUAGAAAUAUUAGUCCUAACACAAAUAGUUAAGCCUCCCAUACAGGGACACCAUCUAUGCCUAUGAUAAUCUCCUAGGGGCUCUUGCUUGCUGGAAUAUAGGUAAUGUAUUUCAAGAUAAGUAGUUUUCUUUUUUACAUAGAACUAGGACCAAACAAGAUGCCAAAUGCCUCUUGAGAUCAGGUGUCUUUUCUAGUGGAACACUUUAGUCUCUGUUGGUAGCAAACCUUUCUAGAUGCAUGGGCUUUUAAAGAACAGAUGUUUCUCCAGCUGCUAGAAGGUCCCCAGUCAACUGAAGCACCAUGAGGGAAAUGCUGUGGUUCAUUCAACUUCCCAACUGCCAGUGAAUUCCCUGCUCCCUCCUCCAACACCAUGGCCUUGUUCGGGCUGUCAGAAUCGAGCACUCAGUGGCAUGCUUCUAGAGGCAGUCUAACAAUCCUGGUUGGAACUGUUCCCACAGCACAGGUGGGCUAGAAUCCAUAUAGUAUUCCCAAAGGACUUAAUUAAUUUUUUUUCCCAGACUGGUUAACCUGUGUGUGUUGGGGCAUCUUUGAGUCAGUGUGUCUGCCCCUGAGAUUCCAUAUAUGUAUUGGGUAUCUGCUGACAUGGAACAGAUCUCUCUGGAAUUUGGUUUCAGGUGUCUGCACACAGUCUUCUCAGCCAUAUGGCUGUUGCAUUUUUUGAUAAACAAAGAGGGAACUCCAUUAGGGUUGGAGUGGCACUGAGUGCUCAGAAAAUAUAAAAAGAGAAAAAUCUGUGGCUGAGGCAAUCUAAUAAGAGGUUUUCUCCCUAAUUCCCUCCACUUUUGACCCUCCGUAGACAUGUCCUAGUCACAGAGUCUUCCUUCAUGCUGGGCCCAAGGAUGUAGCUAACCAACAGGGCUCUAAAGGCCAACUUCAGGCCAAGAAAAUUGUUCUUUUCAAGAGACCCCAUGUCUGCACCAAACCACUCUGGACUAGUUGCCUCUAGCCACCCUCAGACAGACCUUUGUGUCUGCUUCUCCAUUCCUAUGAGGAUUCCCAAGGAACCCUGCAGAAACAGGUGCCCAAAGUUGCUGUAGAUUUUCCUGGCUCCUUUCAAGGAGCUUGUGUGGAAUUUGAACAGAUCAAGGCAGGUGUUUCUCUGCAAGUAUUGGGGAAGACCUACAGUCCCCAUUUUCCCCCUAGAUGUCUCUGUUGACAUUGCUCCAGCUCUAGAGAAUAUAAGGAGACAGCUUUGUCCACUCUUCAGAAGGACACCAUCCCCAAGCUAGAGUUACUUGUCUGCUCUCCCUACCCCAGAAGCAGGCUAGAGGGAAACAACGGAGGCUUGUUGCAAGGUCCUUCACAAAUCGCUGUUGUGUUUGCUGUGGUCCUGGAAGGAGAUGUGUGGAUCCACAGAGCUCUCAGUUUUUCUAACCGCUGUCCUGCGGAGU
Messenger RNA from Choloepus didactylus (southern two-toed sloth), 5491 nucleotides. It is a transcript of the gene LRRC55, whose product is annotated as leucine rich repeat containing 55. Bases 480 to 1415 code for a protein of 311 amino acids. The transcript is spliced from 3 exons. NCBI's taxonomy places the organism in Eukaryota, Metazoa, Chordata, Mammalia, Pilosa, Megalonychidae. Gene Ontology annotation, molecular function: transmembrane transporter binding; potassium channel activator activity; voltage-gated potassium channel activity. The record is from RefSeq and is a predicted model, not a curated record. Gene Ontology annotation, cellular component: voltage-gated potassium channel complex.